Lytechinus pictus (painted urchin) is the source of this 3976-nucleotide messenger RNA. RefSeq names its product cytochrome P450 3A6-like. The transcript has 13 exons. Bases 196 to 1803 code for a protein of 535 amino acids. Gene Ontology annotation, molecular function: iron ion binding; heme binding; steroid hydroxylase activity. The record is from RefSeq and is a predicted model, not a curated record. NCBI's taxonomy places the organism in Eukaryota, Metazoa, Echinodermata, Echinoidea, Temnopleuroida, Toxopneustidae.
ACACCAACACAGCUUUUGUGUUAUGAAAUUUACAAUAAGUUAUCUCUGCACGUAAUUUUGUCCGAUAUCAUUCUUUCGCUCUGAUCACGGACUACCUGCGGUGCCAACCGGUUUCUCUCUAAACCGUUCGUGCUGAUAAGUCCUUGUUAUAAGGCAAACUCUAGCUGCAAUUUAAGUCUUCGAGGAGUUUACAGGAUGGUUACCUUAGCCAAUGAAUCAUCUGGACCAUGCCUGACAUGGUGGUUGGUUUUAGCUGUAGUGACGUUGCUGAUAUUAUAUCUGACAUGGACUUACACGUACUUUCUCCGCAGAGGUAUAAGGGGCCCUCUGCCCCUCCCAGUCUUCGGCAAUGUCCUUGGAUGGAGAGAGGGCAUACAGUACGCGAUGGACGACUAUAUCAAGAAAUAUGGAAACUGCUGUGGAUUUUACCAGUUCUUAUCACCGGCUAUUCUUGUGUCUGAUCCCGAUAUGAUCAAACAAAUAAUGGUGAAGCACUUUGAUCGGUUUCACAACAGAAUGUUUAUUCCUAUUGAUAGUCCAUUAUUGAGUAAGGCCUUGUUCAUCAGCCGUGAUGAGCAGUGGAAGAAGCUACGGCAUACCCUCACUCCGGCAUUCAGCGGUAAAAAGAUGAAACUGAUGUCAGAGAUGGUCAAAGAACCGGCAAGCAGACUCGUUAAAAAUUUGAUGGAAGUGUGCGGUGAAGAAAAGCAAGGCACGAUCGAUUUGAAGGAAUCGUUCGGCGCAUAUAUCAUGGAUACGAUAGCAUUGUGUGCGUUUGGAUUGAACGUGGAUUCACAGAAAACCAAAGACGACCCCUUUGUCCGCAAUGCCAAAAGGGUUUUCUCUAGUCUUGACUUUACAUCACCGGCUCUGAUUAUAUACAUGCUUGUAGGUAGGAUCCCAGGAGUAUCGGGACUGCUAAGGCUUUUGGGACUGAAUGUGUUCCCUGUUGACACCUUAGAAUUCUUCAAAUCGGUAAUAGAUAGAGCCAUUGAACACAGGAGGACAGACAAAUCUACAAAGAACAUUGACUUUCUCCAGCUCGUGCUAGAUUCUACCAAAGACAACGAAGGCGAGAACGACGAUGACGACGACAGCCCUCCUGCCAACCACACCAACGGAAUGUCAUCGUCAUCAUCCGGUAAGACGGACACAAGGAGAAACAGACAACCGUUAACACGCUUAGAACUUACAAGCCAGGCUCUCGCCUUCUUCGUAGCUGGGUAUGAUACGACUACAACUGCAUUGACCCUCACAGCCUACCUCCUCGCCACCAAUCCAGAUCAGCAAGAUCGGCUCAUUGACGAGAUCGACAGACUGGCGCCCACGGCAGAGGACAUCAACUACGAAAGCCUCAAGAAAUUAGUCUCUCUCGAGAAUUUCAUCAGCGAGUCACUUCGGUUAUACCCACCCGGUGCCGUAAUUGAUAGAGUCUGUAACCAAACAACUACGAUAAACGGUCACGAGUUUCGAGCAGGGGACUCCGUCAGCAUCCCGAUAUGGAGUGUGCAGAGGGACCCAAAUCACUGGCCUAACCCAGAAAAGUUUGAUCCAGACAGAUUCAAUAAGGAGAACGCAGCCGGUCGAGCUCCCUUGGCCUGGCUUCCAUUCGGUGGUGGCCCUCGCUUCUGUAUCGGGCUCAGGUUUGCUAUGAUGGAAAUCAGAACGGCACUGGUGAUGUUACUGCAGCAGUUCAGACUGGAAGUAGCCCCAGAAACCGAGAUUCCGCCUGUUCUCGGGAAGGCAGGAUUCAUCAAUCCUCCUAAUGGCGUCACUCUCCGGGUCGUGGAAAGAUCUAAAUAACCAAACCUAUACUCAUCUUCUUAGGAUGUUACCAAAUGCACCUUUGAACGCACUGCAGUGUGCUUCUUCAUUUCAGCAUUCUAAUCUGCCUCUCAUGAAAAUUACAUACGCAAAGAGGAAAUAAAUAGAACAUUGGUUUGAACAUACACUGACGACGAUUUUACAGAAAAACCCCAAAUACAUAAUCUUUUUGUGCAUUGUUAUAACUGCAAAUCUUCUGGAGCAAGUUAGCUUUUGUGAAAGCAGAAAAAUCAAAGAAUAAGAUCAACAAAAGUUUGAGUAAAAUAGGACUAGCAAUAGAAGAGUUAUGAGCAUUUGAAUGUCGAGAUCACUAAUGCUAUGUAGAUCCUCCCAUUGGCAACGCAACCAAGAUCUAUGAUAUCACAGAUGAACAACUCUCCCCUUUUGGACACUGAAAAUAUACCCCAAAACAUAUCAUAUUGCUCAUUCUAAUCAUAUGACUAACGAUUCAUCAAUGAUAUAUUGUUGUGAAACCUCUGUACUUGUCCUCUCAUAAAGAGAACACCUCACCUAGUGAUAGAUUCUAUAAAAGUGAGAAUAUAAGUGAAAUAAAUACUAAAGCAAUGAGGGAGUUGUACGUGUGUGACAUCACAGAUCUUGGUCGCAUUGCCAAUGGGAGGGUCUACAUGGCAUUAGUGAUCUCAAUAUUCAAAUGCUCAUAACUUUCCUAUUAUUCAUUCAAUCUUCCUCAAACUUUCAACAAUAUGUUUCUUUGAUUUUUCUCUUUGAUAUGGAUUCAGCUGGUUUCAAGGGUUUCAUUCUCCUUUAAGCAUAACAGGUGUGUCUUUAAAAAAGGAAAAGUUUUAUUUAAGGAUAUUUGUAGGGUCUUACACCCCAUAUACCAAUUUGCUGUAUAUAAUUUUACACACUAUAUAAGAUAACGUGUGUUCUCGAGCCUUUGCUGCAGGCACUUCUGGGUGUUUCUAAGGAGAAACAGUGAUAUAAUCUGUCCAAGUUUGUCCAUUGUCCAAUAGUAUUUUGUAUGAGAAUGCAAAGUACACGAUAAGAUAAACAUAGCACCUCUUGCAAUGACAAUGACAUGAAUGAGAGCCCCCUUUUGUCUAAGAGGUGCAAAAUUGAACCCUUGAAAGUGAUAAUGCAAAAGAUCAAAGGUGCAAAGAUAGAACCGUUUAAAGAUGCUCCCGAUGUUGUAUGAAGUUUGAUACACAUUCUAAAUGUGUAAAAUUUAUUUAUUUUUUUGUAGAGUGUAUUUUUUAUAAAGAGAAAGAUGAAUCAGAAAAAACCAUAGAAAAUAAAGCAGAAUCUUGAAGCUACAAUAAAUUGUAAAUCAAUAUGAUAUUAAAAAAAUAUAUUGUGUGCUUGAGUAGGACGACUUCACAUGAGACUUAUGAAAUAAAGAACAUGAAUUAAAAAAUGAUAUAAUUACAUUUAUCACAUUGAUAAUAUGUCUGUUAAUUAAAUGACUUAUUUUUUACAUCACUGUUGUAAAUCAUGUAUUCAAACUCAAAACGCAUUAUAAUUAUAUAAUAAUUCUUUCUUUGUAAUGAGUUUUCAUUAAAAUAUAUUUUGGUUAUGAAGCAAUAAAGGCAUUAUUUUGAGAAAAUUUUCAAAAAAACAUUACAGCUAAGACGUUCUGUAUUGAAAAUUGAAAACCGUGAAUAAAACUUCGUUCAAAGGUGUCUUUUGAUGUAAUUUAUAAAUGUUAGUUAUUAUUUUCACGCAAUAUCGAAAAGAUUGUAAACAAAGGCGAACUCAAUAUUUAUGAAUGAAGUUUCACAUUUUGUUUAUUAACCAUUAAUUAUUUUUUUGUGUGAAAGUCCAAGUGGUCCUUGUGUAAAGCAAUUUGUUGCUUUUUUAUGGAAAUGUGGAAAUAAUUUGCACUUCGAUAUAACUCUUUAUUCUAAAAUAGAAAUUUAUGUAUGGCAAGUGAACCAUACUGUAUACCGCGGAUGAUAGAAUUGGAAACUUAAGUGUGUGUGGGGGGAUUCAAAGGUGUAAGUAAUAUGUAAAUCUGCAAAUAAGUUUAUGAAGGUACAAAAAUAUUGCAGAAAGUUUUUUUGCACAUGGAUAGUUGUUUUAUCUCACCAUGUAUAUCAUGUGUACUGUUUGAGAGAUUAAGAAAGCGCAUUUUCCAUGCAAAGCUCGCUCUUUUCAUGGACCAAUAAAAUCAUACUUAUGUUUCUUAAAGUGG